GGAAGACUUUUCCCCUGCAUCUGUCCCCACCCUCUGGGACCCUGGCCCCCCUCCCUUACCGGUCACAUCCUUUUCUCUAUCCAGUGAUACUCUGAACAUUGUGGCAUCAGAUCACCGGCCUUUCACUACGAAGCAGAAAGCUAUGGGCAAGGAGGACUUCACCAAGAUCCCGCAUGGAGUGAGUGGUGUGCAGGACCGCAUGAGCGUCAUCUGGGAGAGAGGAGUGGUUGGAGGAAAGAUGGAUGAGAACCGUUUUGUGGCCGUUACCAGCUCCAAUGCAGCAAAGAUUCUCAACCUGUAUCCCCGCAAGGGCCGCAUCAUCCCUGGAGCCGAUGCCGACGUGGUGGUGUGGGAUCCAGAAGCCACGAAGACCAUUUCAUCCAGCACCCAAGUGCAGGGAGGAGACUUCAACCUCUACGAGAACAUGCGCUGCCAUGGCGUCCCGCUGGUCACCAUCAGCCGGGGGCGAGUCGUGUACGAGAAUGGUGUCUUCAUGUGUGCUGAGGGCACUGGCAAGUUCUAUCCCCUGAGGUCCUUCCCGGACACUGUCUACAAGAAGCUAGUCCAGAGAGAAAAGACCCUAAAGGUUAGGGGAGUGGACCGUACGCCCUACCUGGGGGAUGUAGCCAUCGUUGUGCAUCCUGGGAAAAAGGAGAUGGGCACGCCACUCGCAGACACCCCCACCCGGCCCGUUACCCGACACGGGGGCAUGAGGGACCUUCAUGAGUCCAGCUUCAGCCUCUCUGGUUCUCAAAUCGACGACCACGUUCCAAAGCGAGCUUCGGCUCGGAUCCUCGCUCCCCCCGGAGGCAGGUCAAGCGGCAUUUGGUAAAGGCACUGACCAGCCCCCCAAGUGAGGACGCACCACUGCCACCAGCCCGCACACCCUCCGGCCACGGCUGCAGGGGGCGGGAGAGGCUGGGCCGGGCGGCACACCACCUGAGGGGGCCACGGGACCCGGGGAGCCCUCCCCAUGUCUGACCCGUGAUUCACUGUGCUUCGAGCCAACUCUAACAGGCACUUUGAGAUGUGUUCCUCCCGCUGCAGUCCUUUCCUGCCUUGGCCCCGGCAGGCUUUUUCGGGGGCCCAGGAAAGCCACACUAUGCACCGAGCCCACUGCAUAGAGCCCAGCCCAGCCCCUCCUCUCACCCCCCCGCCACGUGCUGGCCUUUAGUGCCCUGCCCCCUGGCCGACCCACCAGCUGUCCGGAGCACUUUAGCAGGUGGGUGUUGGAGGAAAAGGACCCCCUCCCCCGCAGGAGGCCCUGUGGUCACUUUUCCCAAGUCAGACAGCUGUUGGCUCCCCAGCCAUGCCCAGGGUGUCCCGUUCCUCCUGACUCAACGCUGGCCCCUGUGUGUGUGUGGUGGGGACACUCUGCACCCUUUGCCAGCUUCUUCCUCCUCCCACCCCAGCCUCUGGGAGUCACAGGCCCCGAGGGGCUCGCUGGGCGGGGCACGGGGCUGGUGCCAGGCGCGUGUACAUGAUUUUGUUUUGCACGUUUGGUUUGCGCAGUGGUUUGGUUUGACUUGUUUGUGCAUCCUGUGAAGAAUAACGGUGCUUCGUGUCACUAGCAUAGCAUAGAAACAGGAGUAGAUGUGGACCUUAAGAGACGCUGCACUCGACGCCGACCAGACAGCCUAGGGCACAGACGAGGAGCGGGGCGAGGUGCCGGGCUCACAGGCCCUUCUGCCCACCCGGAGUCUUCCAGGCUGCCGCGGCCCUGUCCCAGGCCCUCCUCCCCUCCCCCACCAAUCCUGGGGUAGUUGUCUACAUUCUGGGUGGGGGGCCCAGUACGCCAGCCCUGGGGACCUCCGGGGAGCAGAGUCGCCCCUCCCAGCACUAACACCCCCAAACACCCGGCUCCCUGUAAACUCCCCCCACUGGACAGAGGCCCAGCCGCUCCUCCCGUGUGAUUGGCAAGAGGCCUCACGCCUGCUGAGAGAGGGGGAGCAGGACUCGGGAGUGAGCGGGCUAGAGGCCGGGGAAGGAGGCCAGGCCAGCGGCACCAGGCCGGAGAACCCACCUUGCCGCACAGGUGCUGUGGCCUCCUGGGCUCAACACCUCCCCUUUCCCUGCUGGUGGCCUCCGUCUCCUCCCACGUCCAGUUGGGCUCUCCCUGCCUCGGAUGCCCCGGGAGGUUUCCAAGGAAACGUUAGAGGCUGGGUGAUCAUCCGCCCCGAGUGAGCUGGGAGCAUCCCAGCCACCUGCCCUUCUUAAGCCUUGCCCUCCGGGCAGGGAAGUGAUUUCAUGUUGCACAUUCGCUUUGCGCACCCCGCGCUUGCCCUGGGGCUCUUGGGCUGGUGGUCCUACCCUGCACAUUUCUUCAGUGCUUUACAUGCUUUCAAAGCACUUCCAUAUACGAGCUCUCGAUUGCUCCACCCGACUGCAGAGCAUGUGUUAUUCUCCCCAUUCCACAGAUGAAGCCCAGAAAGUUUAAGCCUUCUGACCCCACGAGUGUCCAUGACGACCCUUAAGAGCUUGGCUCGUCUACCCUGGCUGUGGAAAGGAAGAGUGGGGGGACGUCUCUUGUAGAUCCCACCUGAGAAUUGAACCAUCCAGAAGACUCACUCCCGUGGUAGGCAUUCUGCUUUGUUUUGCACAGGUAGAUAGAUCUUUCUCAUAAACCAGCUAACGCCUAUUCACUCUCUGAGCCAGCACUAGUUAAAUGUUGGGGGGCUUGCCCUGUGACUUGAGUUGCCUCCACAUCCUCCCUUCUUGCUCAUCUUCCUCACUUAGGAGCUGAAAGGACAGAGACGGUACCCCAGGGAGCAGAGGCAACAAAGGCACUCAUGGGGGGUGGCAGCCACGGGGAUAGUAGGUAGAGAUCUGGGCCGAGGAAACCAUGACACGGACCCCUCGGUACAACGCACAUCAUCCUGUUUAUCCCAGCCCGUUGCUGGGUCGUGGGCCUUGGGCAGAUGCCAAAGAGCCGAGCAGUGGUGGCAGCCGGAGGGCACAGCAUCCCUGCUUGGGCUAAGAAAGCUUUACCUUCUCUGAGUGCCUCCGCCCGAGAGAUGCAUGGUCCAUGGGAUGGCUCUGGGAGACCACAUCUUGGAGCGGUCCACAGUAGGCCUUCCACUUCAUCUUACCCCCCCUCCACACACACAUACCCCCCGAUCCUGUCACAGACCCCACCCUUGCCCAGGAGCUUCUAGAUGAAAAUCAGAAGGAGGGUCAAGGGACCAAAGGAACGCUCAGCCCCACCCCCCCACCCCCCCACUCCUUGCCCCUGUGCAGAGCUCCAGCCAGCUCCAUCAGCAGCCCCACCGCUCCUGGUUGGAAUGACAAGGGUCUCUGGUUGCCCUGAAUGCAGCUCUCAAACUGGUCUUGUACUUGCUGAAUAAAUACUGUUGUUCUUGCCUUAGCUGCUCUCUAGGUUUGUGGGAUUAAGUGACCAGAAAAUUGUGCUACCGUGUGUGCGUGUGUGCGUGUGUGUAGUGCUAGGAGUCCACAGUAGGUCUCUGUCAAGCCAAUGCCGUGAUGAGGGCUUUUCCAAUACUGACCCAGAAACCACAGAAGCACGCGAAAACCCCAACCCCCUCCAGCUGCCCCGGGCGGCAGGCACAGCCUGGGGUCGGGAUGGAGCCUCCAGCACCCAAGUGACUUCUCACUCCUCUGUAAACGUCAUGGUGCUAAGAUUGUGUCAACCCCAAGACGACACAUGGUCCUGUGCUCUGGCCACCUGUUUGAGGCAAAGACAAAACAGCCCGACACAUUGUGUUCUGGUGCAGGUUUGUAUUAAACUGUAGCUACUUCUCA
Leptonychotes weddellii (Weddell seal) is the source of this 3759-nucleotide messenger RNA. The record is from RefSeq and is a predicted model, not a curated record. Lineage: Eukaryota; Metazoa; Chordata; Mammalia; Carnivora; Phocidae.